Molecule: messenger RNA, 5289 nt
Organism: Sitophilus oryzae (rice weevil)
Lineage: Eukaryota; Metazoa; Arthropoda; Insecta; Coleoptera; Curculionidae
Product: RB1-inducible coiled-coil protein 1
Exons: 21
Coding region: 307-4692 (1461 amino acids)
Biological process (GO): reticulophagy; piecemeal microautophagy of the nucleus; autophagosome assembly
Cellular component (GO): Atg1/ULK1 kinase complex; extrinsic component of membrane; phagophore assembly site membrane
Molecular function (GO): molecular adaptor activity; protein kinase binding
Source: RefSeq, a predicted model, not a curated record
CACUUCCUUGUCAGCUGAUGGACGACAUAGAAUUGCGCUUUGGCUAAAAAAGCCUAAUUUUAGCAUAAUGGCUCGUUGCCUUAUUGCUUUGUAAACGGCCAAUGGACAAUAUUUAGUUUAGUGUUGUGGAAAAAGUGAAAACGCGUUGGAAAAAUGGUGCUCGAACUGUUCUUUAUCAAAUGGAAAACGAUUGAAUGAUCCUGAGAACACAAGUCGAAAUCACCUUAAAUCGAGAGUAGACAAGGACAGAAAGGAUCAUAGCAGACAAGUAAAAGUUGAAACUGAGCCAUAUAAAAAACAGUCACAAUGGUUUAUGUAUUUUUCGUUCAGCCAGGGGACAUGAUCUCUUUUGAUAAUGAAAUUACUAUUAUGCAAAGUGUGGAAGAUUUAAAAGACAAAAUUAAGGAAAAAGUGAAUAUACCCCAGGACCAACAGGUGUUGCUUAUAAGCGGGGGUGAAUCAUUAGAUGUCAAAAAGAAUCUAUGUUCGUACAUGGCUGGUACUGAUACAAAUCCCAUCUAUCUGUUUAGCACAAAUUAUGAACCUAAUAGGUUAGAUAUUUUGAAAAGUCUCAACUAUAACGAUCUAGAAAUCAAACAGCGGCUUACAGAAUGCAUGAACCUUCCAGUCUCUCUAGCCACCGUUAAAACCAGAACUUUAGUCGCUAUGGAUUUUUUUAAUAUAGCUAAAACUCAGUUGGAGUUCUGCGAAAACUUGGUUCAUGAUCAGCACCUGCAGCAACAAGGAUGGUCUGCUGUUAUUGCAAACUUAGAAGAUAUCGUGGGGGAAUUUAGAAAGAGAUGGGAUCUGUUUUUGAAGGUUUAUAAUGAGUUUAUGGCCGACAAGACAGCUUUUUCUGAUCUUUUGGAGCAUUUCCCAGAAGAUAAGAAUGUCCUUCAGAAGAUGCCUGUAAUAGAUAUUUUGUUGGAAGCUCAAAAAGAACCGCUGGACAGUUCCAAAUUAUCAGAAUCGACAAAUAUUUCUCAAGAAAACGAAGGUUCAAGAGAUUUAACCCUGUACGAAUGGAUAUCUUCGUCAGAGAAUAAAAAUAGUCUGGAAGAGUUACAUUCUGUCUGUAGAGAUAAGCUGCGAAAGUUUGAAAAUGAAAUAAUGCCUUCGUUGGAAAACCACAUAUCUGAGACUCUGCAGUCAGCUGAGAAACCGGAAAGGAAGGAGAUUGAGGGGCUGGGUAAAAGACUUUGCGAUUUGGAAGAAUUGUUGAGAAAAAUAAAGAAAUAUGUUGAACAUCAGUCUGAUAUGGCCCAAGCAUUCCAACAAAACGAAACUAGGGCUUCACACACAAAAGAUAUAAGUAUACUGCCAGACCUCUGCACCACUCAUUUACAACAAUUAGAAUAUAUAAAGCAAUGCCAUCUGAAACUAAUGGAAGACAGAAAUAGAGUUAUCAGAGCUAAAUAUGAGCUUAGUAAAAGUUUAUGUGCUAGGAUAGGGUGGGUGCAGAAUAUUGAAAACAAACUGUGGGAGCUUGAUUCUCACUUAGUGUAUUUCCACGAACAUUUGCAAAGGUUAAGGAAACACAUCGAAGUCUUCCAGCAGGUGCACUUAGCUCCGACGACUUAUGUCAACGCCGUGGUCGAAGUAGUUAGAAGAAGAGCUUUUUCUCAGCUGUUUUUAAUGUGGGCGUCCGACCUGGCCUGCCAGAACCUCACCAUCCACAACGAGGAACUGACCAGGCGUAAGGAGUUCACCGCCCAGUUCGAAGGUCACUUCCUCAACACCCUUUUUCCGGGCAUGGGCGACGUGCCGCCGCCCUUCGCCAUCGAGGCGCCCGCCAUGUUCGACGCCAAGCUGCCCGAGGUCACGCGGGAGGACGUGGAGAGACUGAGGCGCGAGCUGCCCGAGUUCGCCGAGAGUCUGACGCUGCCCGAUAUGGACCGCGUGACGAACUUUUUCCUGGGCAAGGCGGGCGGUGCCGCAAAGGAACAGGAGAAGGAUAAGGUUGAUGACGCGAAAGCUGUAGAAGACAAACUAAUCCAGGCUGUAUCAGAUGUGGGCCUUGCCAGUAACCUGGACAAGAACCUCCUAAAAGCGACUGGCAGCGAACCCUGUCUGGUUACUGUACCCGGAUUACCAAACCUCAAAGACGACAAAGGCUGUGAGUCCGAAACGGACACCGAAGAAUUCGAGAAGGUGGGCCAGAGCCCCCUCGAAUUGACAUUUCCCCAAGGGGCGGCUCAGGCUGUCAUUUCCGCCCCGAAAGUUACGGAAAAACAAGACGCGUCGACGAGCACAGAGGCGAGAAACCAAGUUUUACCUCCCAAAAAACCUCCCCGCUCCUUUCACAGAGCCUCCCAAUCGUUCGACACCGACCAGCGAACGCUCAGCACCAGCACGAACGAAAGUUUCACCAACAUCAAAAACAUCUCGCUAGACUCGAUUGAUGAGCUCUCGAGCAUCAAAAACUUCAGCAAUGCCACAACGGAGAGUUGCUUUAAUUCGCACUACAACCAGGCUCUUUCAAAAGAACAAUCUAGUUCCUUGUCUAGCACGAGUUCUUUACACUUAUCCGAGAAUAUUGCGAGAAGCAAUGUCGCGUCACAUUACGGAACAUCCAGUCUGAUGCUGAGCCGUUCGAAGUCUGUGUCGCCUCAGAGUCCCCGAGAUAACGCGUCGCCUCAGAUGUGUCAUCAGCAGCAGGAUUUUGUCAGUGACGAGUUCUACAUCGACGAGAGCCUGCCAUCUAGUGUGGGGACUGGUAACAGCCAAGGAUCGGAAUUCGUUAGGCAGUUGGACAACGCCAAUAUUGUCGUUGCUAUGUUACAGGACAACUUGCAAAUUUCGAGGAGCCAAUACGAGAAAGUGAAAGGAAUCCUGUCGAAUUUGGGCUCGUUAUCCAAACAAGAUGUAAAUACGUUGCGCGGCGAGCUUAGAGACUUAAAGAGUCAGUUUGUUAGUGAGAGCAGGGAAUUUACCGAAUUGUACAGUAGGCUCGGCGGUUCCCUGCAAAAUUUAGAUGUAGAAAUCGAUAAAAGCCAGAAAGAAUUAGCUGAGGUUAUGUUGAAAGAACAGGAGCAUGAAAGGGAUACGUUUAGGUAUAGUUUGCUAGAGAAGGAGAGCACUAUAAAGGUUUUAGAGCGAGAUAAGAAGGUGCUUGAAGAUAGGAACGAGGAAAUUUCGAGAGAGUUAGCACAUUUAGAAGAAAAAAUGGCGCAACUUACGUCAGAUAAAGCCAAUGAAAUCGAAGAUCUCUGCAAGAAAAUUCGCGAGAAAGAGCUUGAAAAAGAAAAAGCUUUAAAGGAAACCACCGAAUUUUUAAGACACGAACACAAAGCUGAAAUAGAAAAUAUAAAAUCUAGAUUUAAAUUAAUGACCAUGGAAAGAAGUCCAUCGUUGUCGAGUUUGGAGAAAGAAAAAUCCGGCGACUUUGCUAGUUUACCUUCGACCAUCUUAGCGCAGAUGCAGAACAAUUUCGAAAUAGAAAAAGAACGAGCAGUGCUAGAAGAGCGGCAACGCUGUGACAAAUUAACCGAAGAAAAAAUAAAAGACUUAGAAAUGUCGUUCGUUAUGCAGAAAGACUUGCUAUCCCAGGACGUAGCCAAGCGCAUAGCGGAAGACAAGGACUUACAAAUCGACACUCUGAGGGAGAGGGAGAAGAAUUUGAAUUUGGAGGUUAUCAAGCUCAAGACUACGAUCCAACAGUUGGCGGAAUGCGAGCAGGAACGUAUCGACUGUCAGAUGAUGGAGGAAUUUGACACGUUGAAGAAAGAGAAGGAUGAACUAGAGGAGGAGUUGCACAAGCUUAAAAGCGAACGCGAAACUCAAAUGAUUACUUCUGUUGCUGUUUGCGAAGAAAAAUUGGAUGCCAGUACUAGUCCUCUUCAGACAUCACUACUACCGUCGCACGAUCUCUCUAAAAGCGAAAUCGCACCGUUCCAUUUGCCACCCAGAUUGAGCAUCGACACCUGCAAAAAAGGGGACAUUGUUCUGGUGAUUUGGGACCCCCUGUACGCCAACUUCCGGAUUCUGCAGAUUUUGCAGGAGGCAAAGUACGCCUAUUUUCUCCAUACCGAUUCUCUGGAGAGGUUGGGAUUGUCCAUUAAUAAGAAGGUUCCUAACAAGUCGUAUUGUACUGGGGAAGUUGUGAAUAAGGACUUUUGCCAUGCUAGAAGGGAAGGCAACCGAUACCACCUCUCCGUAGGCACUAAAUUCUUCCGCGUCAAAGUGAAACCCGUCUCCUCCCUUCACCACAAGGACCAAUCGCAAUCGUUCUACCAUCCGCGACUCGGCUCCGCCUCCAUGUCCGCCAGCCAAUCGUCCAUCUCCAACUUCGACCCCGUGAUGGAAGAGAGCCAGUCCACAACAUCCCCCCUCCUUGAAACCAACCCAGAGGAGGACCCCAUCGUCACCAAGGACGGACCCGAGGAUGGGGAGCGAAUAGCCCUUGAAACUCCUUGCGAACCUGGUCGUAGUGACCCGGAGAGCGGGAGGAUCGACGUCAUCGAAAGACCGGAAGAGAUCAAGCCUCAGAGUGUCGAAAAGAACUUUGCCGAAGACAGCGGGAUAGUGGAGAGUAUCGAGCAGGCUACUGCAGCGACUGAAGAGGUGGGAGAGAAACAGCAGGAAGAUGACCGGUGUGAGGUGUGUAAGGCAGUUGAAGUGCAGAAAGCGAAUAGUAGUGCGAAUUGGCUAGAGGCGAUGUUUAGGAGCAUGUUUUCCAAAAGUUCGCAAUGAAAAUAUAUACAAGUGUUACCAAUUACUUUUCACAUCGGAUGUUAGACGAUAGAUUAUUUAGCGAAUAGACAAUUGAAGAAGUUGUUUUUGUGAUAUUAACUGCCUUUUUUGACAAGUGUAUCAAAACGAGGAAGGUUGUGUUUGAAAUGCUGUUUUAAAUUCUUUUUCCGUAAGUUUCAUAUAAGUAUAUCUCCUAGAAUAGGGCACAUCUAGUAUAUAAACGUUUUAAAAUAAUAUGAUGUAAUAUAGUUUAAUAAUAAUCGACAUUAAAAGAUGUGCUCUAACUCCUAGGUGUUUUUUAAUUUAUUCUAAUUUGAGUGAUAACUUCGUAAGGGCCAAUUUUAAAAUACAAAUAAAUAUAUUUAUAUCUAUAUAAUUUGUUUCCUGUAGAGGUUAUAAUUGCUCGGGCUUGUUUAAAAGGUUUUGUUUCAAGCAAUUCUAUGAUCUAAAAAGUUAAUAAUUUAGUUGACAACACAGUAUUAUUUUGAUUUCAGCUAUAUCAUAAUUAUUGAUUAUUUUGGGGUUAUUGCUUUGAAUAAGAAGACUAAGGAAGUACUACAUACGUGUAGUAAACCGAUCAUUUAUGAAAUUCACUUA